This is a messenger RNA of Laccaria bicolor S238N-H82, 3435 nucleotides long. RefSeq lists its product as uncharacterized. The record is from RefSeq and is a predicted model, not a curated record. Lineage: Eukaryota; Fungi; Basidiomycota; Agaricomycetes; Agaricales; Hydnangiaceae. The transcript has 15 exons. The coding region runs from base 1 to 3435 and encodes 1144 amino acids.
AUGCAUCUCCUUUCCAUCCUAAUCACCCGCCCCACACGCGCCGACAUCGAAUAUGAUUCCGGAGAUGUUGAAUUCGUCGAAACGGCGAAAGGCGUUUUGCAUGAGAAAAGGCUUCACAAUACAGAGAGCUUUCACUCCGAAAACACUCCCAAAGAAGAAAUCAGGGGUAUGGAAGUGGCAGCAUAUGCUGGUCCUGUGGACGUCGACCGUGAAAGUUGCGCUCAGAAAGCAAAUGCCAGGGGAAGCGAAUCAAAGAAUCCAAAUUUACGGUGCUCAAAGCGCUCUAUCUCCACCGAUUCCGAUGAAGAACUCUCAGAGCGCGAACGAAAUUUUCGGAAGCGAUCAUCUGCUACUGCUACGAAGCCCCGAAAAACCAAGCUCUCCAGCAGUGCACGAAAGGAUCUCCUCAGCUUCGAUGAAUGGGUAGAGGAACUAUCUCUAGCACCUUCAAAUUUGAGGUGCAAAGGAUGCCGCAAUGUUGUUAAGUUGAGUAACCGUCCUGAAUGGCCCUAUGAGCUCAAAAACUUGGAUGCGCAUAAAGCGAAAUGUGCUUCAAUUAAUGGGAAGAAGAUAGUCAGAGUGGGCGUUGUCAAAAGGCCCGAAAUUGGGAAGUACGGAAUACCGCUCAUAAAAAAUCCUGACAACGUACCUGAGGAUGGAAAUGAUCGCAAGUCCAUGACUGAGUGGACUUCUGCCGAGCGACUCAAGGUGGACCUGAUUCUGCGCUCGUGGGCAAGGUGGGAGGUUGAUUACAUCAACGGGUUCAUAAAAUCCCGACAUUGCGAAGGGACCACUAUCAGUCACGAUAAGAUAUGCCCACCUUGCCAAGAAAUCGCUUCCGAUCAAUCGUUCAAGCGCUCUGUGCGACGACUCAAGCUUCGUGAAGCGAGUCUUUCUCCUGAGGAACGCCGACAAAUUCUAGAGAGGCGCGACAAAUAUGCUCAAACUGAUAUGAUUCGACAAAUCGGAGCGCGAUCCUUUAGCGCGAAGCUCAGUGACCCGGUUUUGUUCGAUAUACACGAUUCUUUGAAGACCGGAAAGCCAGAGGAUGCGUUUCUCCGGCCUUACAAGAGCGCAAAGGAAGGAAAGCUAAGCAAUUAUGAGCGCUUUAUUGAGGUUUGCGAUGUCCUUGAAGACCGCGUUCGGCGGGAAACAUCUGGAAACGACAAGUUAAAGUACGGGAUUCGGUAUUCACCAAACUACCUCGAUUUUAUGAUUGCCAUGCGAGGGUAUGGCCAAAACUCCAAUCGUCAAUACGAAAUAUUCUGCGCUGAGUUUGCUGGGCCAUCUGUUCGAUACCUUCGAACACUAGUCACGAAGUCAACAGAUGCUCUCCAAAACCCAUAUCUCAUUUUUGAGAACGUUGCUCGUGUCAAGAGGUAUAUCGAUUCAGUGAACUACAAAGGUCCAAUUGUAGUUGGUUUAGACUGCACCGAAUGCGGUGCGCAUGUACUGGGAACGACGUUCAACCUUGCUGACGUGGAGGUUGACGACGCUGAGGAUAUUGAUGAGAUUGUUGCCUGUGCAUCGAAAAAGAAGGCCUUCGCUUCUCAAACUCGUGCGAUCCUUGCCAGAAUUCCACUUCGUCAUUGCCCUCCGAUUGUCAUCGCCAUCCUACCAACAGAUGGCAAAGAGACUGUGGAGGAUAUUCAUAUGCACCAUUUAAAAUUACAGAAGAUGGCCGCUCAGCUAAGUAUCCCUUUUGUGGCUUUAACAGCGGAUGGCGCUGCAAGCGAGCUGUCAGCACAAUCCCUCAUGGAUCAUGAGAAGUCGGAGCUUCCUGCUCUCAAGUAUGACUACCCUCUGUACGGGAUCCAUCUUCAGGCCCCAGUCUUUAUUGGCGCAGGUCCAACGAUCUCUAUUACAGACCCCCCGCACUCCCGAAAAACCUGCCGAAAUCAACCGCAAUAUGGGACCCAUACUGCCAGCUUGGGAAUAGGUUUUCUUGUUCACCAGUCUUUCAUUGAUCUCUACGAGAUAUCGGGAUCUGGACUAGUCCUUCGCGAUGUCGAAAAUGUUGAUAAACAAGAUGACGGCGCCGCACGCAGAAUUUUUCAUACACAAGCAUUGACGGCAGCAACCUCGCAAGAAAAUGGGGUGUACACGAUAUACCCCGAGGAGGCAUUUUGCCCCGAAAAGUUCAACACCAAAUUUCUUGAGCACUUUUUCGGGAUCGGACGUCAAUUGCUUCCAAAUUUCUCAUACGCCGAUUUUCCAAAGAUGGUCCAACAUAUCCUGGCGCGACAGCGGAUACUCGAAUCAGGACUUCUCAAAGUCAAGAGGGAGUGGACGUCUGCCUCUGGAUAUAUUUUUAACCCAGAUACCGACAUGCAGAAAGCUGUCCACGACGACUCUCCAUUGCUUACCUCUUCCCUCACCGAAGUUCGAUUGAAUCGUUUGGUGGAACUUGCAUAUAACGAAGCGGCUCAUGUUUGCCGAGAUGUUCUUUUCAUUCCUGUCUCACUCACUCCAACAAAACCGCUUCAACUACAAGCUCUUGGCAGCGCUAAGCGAAGACGUCACAUUUCUGCUGCCCAACCCAAAGGAGGGGAUAGCGAUGGGGAUGGGGAUGAGGAUGAAUCGGAUGAGGAUGAAGAUGAGGACUUGAUGGAAGAUGGCGACGACGAUUCUGCUGAAUCGGAUAUAGAAAUUGAGGCCAAUCCUUCAAACAUUGGUGAAGCUACUGCUAUGGCUGCGCGUGACGCAGCUCGUUACGCGGCGCUCUGUACAGAUGUUGAGGGAGGGAUCGAGGCGGGUGCGCUUGGCGAAACAGACAUCAAUUUACCAUCGCCACACCCACUACCGCCUGUCACCAUCGUUUCACAAACAGGAUCGCCAGUAGAUGAUCAAAAAACAAGCCGACUCCUUUACCACUCAUCCGGGAGGGCGUCCGUAAAAAACAUCCUGGAUUCUCGUCGCGCUUGGCAGUCGGGGACCACAACAAAGUCCGAACGCGUUGUUAUUAGGGAGAGGGAAAGUCCGGAUGAACAUUACCAUAUUUUUUUCAACGGCCCAGGCUUCGUCUCAGACGAUGAUCUCGACAUUUGGAAUGUCAGCAAAAUUUUCCUUCACUCCACCUACGGUUACCACAUCACGCCUCUAGUUAGAAGGGUAUUAUCUGGUGUACCUUCCCGCCGUUCUCAGGGUCCGCAUUGGGAAGGUCGUCCCAUCAGCGGCACCACAUGCGCCUUCCUACCAUGCUCCGUUGCCAAAUGCGGACACAGCGUUGGCGCAUGUGACUAUUUCCGUGCUCACUUACCCAUAACCAGCUACAGAGAGACUAUGAGGCCCAAUGGCCAGCUUGGAUAUUCAUUAUUAGUAUGUGUGAGGGAGGGUGUAAUAUACCCCAGCUUCCUACCUCUACUCACCCACUCCCAAGUGGGGGAUGAGGAGGUAUACCUGGGAUCAGUUAUCAAGCCAUACCUCCAUCAAUAA